CGCGGCCGUUACCGGGUAACUAAAGUGUCAAUCAAGAUGCUGUACGCCGUCAACUUUCACAGCCGCCCCAUUGGCCACUUCUUGUCCUCGGAGGAUGCUGGGGGGGUUCGUCAGGAUUGGACUGUAGUUCACGAUGAUACCCUCUGGGGUGGCCACGAAACAGUCCCAGCGCAUGUCAUUCGCAGAGCUGAUCAUCUCCACCGCGUUCUCCACGUCAUCCAGGACGCAGCUGCUGAAUGGUAUCCGUCCGCCGUUGCGGACAUUUUCCGUGCGGUACACGAUCACGCGUUGCAUCAUGUGCCGAAGUCGGCCCCAUUGCAACUACUCAACGCGAUGUGCAACGUCUACCAAGCGGUUUUUUCGGGUCUAUUUGAGGACAUUCAUCAGAUUCCGCCCGAGAAUGGAGCACCAGUGUGCGUUCGAUACCAAGUGGUCAAGGAUUGCACGUUC
Messenger RNA from Phytophthora sojae, 450 nucleotides. RefSeq lists its product as hypothetical. The transcript has 2 exons. The annotation marks the transcript as partial. NCBI's taxonomy places the organism in Eukaryota, Oomycota, Peronosporomycetes, Peronosporales, Peronosporaceae. The record is from RefSeq and is a predicted model, not a curated record.